Stereum hirsutum FP-91666 SS1 is the source of this 2065-nucleotide messenger RNA. RefSeq lists its product as uncharacterized. The transcript is spliced from 6 exons. Gene Ontology annotation, cellular component: endoplasmic reticulum membrane. The record is from RefSeq and is a predicted model, not a curated record. Gene Ontology annotation, biological process: GPI anchor biosynthetic process. Lineage: Eukaryota; Fungi; Basidiomycota; Agaricomycetes; Russulales; Stereaceae. Gene Ontology annotation, molecular function: alpha-1,2-mannosyltransferase activity. Bases 1 to 1962 code for a protein of 653 amino acids.
AUGGAGAUUGCUGUCUUGCUCGCCAUCGCCCUGCGCUCAUUUCUUGCCGUCACCACGCGUACCUUCUUUCAGCCCGACGAAUACUUUCAAUCCCUCGAGCCCGCUCAUCACAUUGUGUUCUCGUAUGGCCAGCUUACUUGGGAAUGGACCUCUGCACGACCAAUCAGGAGCAUUGUAUACCCUAUAUUGAACGUGCCGAUAUAUUGGAUGCUGAAAGUGUUUGGAUGGGAUGAGAGCCGUAUGUUGGUCUGGGCGCCUAAGCUCUUGCAUGGUCUCCUUGCCGCAGGGACGGAUAUUUGGGUCAGGAAGCUCACCAAAAAUGUAGUGGGCAGACAAUAUGUUUCUACCGCGUUCUUCUUGUCUUUGAUGUCACCAUUUCAUGCCCUUUCACUCUCGCGAUCGCUUUCAAACUCUCUGGAAACAACGUUAACUACAAUCGCAUUAAGCCAUUUCCCAUGGAAUGCAUCUGUAUCUUGCUCGAGGACGCAGCUCAGAAAGCUUCUCGUGUUUGCGGCAUUAGCGUGCUCAAUUCGAAUCACCAAUCUCGUGGUUUGGGCCUUCGUCAUACCCCUUCUUCUAUAUCGCCUACGAAAAGAUGAAGUUCGUUUUCGCGCGUUCGUCCUCGACGGGUUCGGUAUAGGCAUAAUCGCCCUCUCCUCCAUGUUUGUCAUUGACAGCGCGUACUAUGGCCAACCAACAUUCACGCCUCUGUCCUUUCUCCGAACAAACGCAUCCUCUAUAUCUCUCUUCUACGGACGCUCUCCGUGGCAUUACUAUCUAUCGCAAGGCUUGGCUAUUCUACUCGGACCUGCUCUGCCUUAUGCUCUGCACGGAAUCUGGACAAAUUUUCGGCCAAGUCAAGACAGUCCAGGCUCAUCUCCUGACAAGGACGACGAUAAUAAGGCUGAGCGCGAAUCCAAAUCAGCUAUAAGAACAGCACUGGCCCUUCUUGGAUGGACAACCACGAUAUAUUCAUGCGCUGGGCAUAAGGAGUGGCGGUUCUUACAUCCGAUGCUUCCACUUCUGCAUGUAUUGGCCGCGAAGUCGCUCGCGGACCUAUCAUCUGCCUCUAGGUUACGACCUGAAAAAACUUCAAGCACAAAGUCGGCCGGCGCGAUUGAUGUCAAAAGAUCGUCCGCUCUGGAGACUGCCACCACCACCGUCACAAACCGCCAUCUCUCCGACUCUCCUUCAACCGGUGCACUGUCCGUAUUUACCCAGCUCGGUCAAUCUCAUGAUGACGGUCCUGCCCCACUGUCAAUACGAUCCUUCCAUAUGAUAUUCCUAGUUCUUUUAUCUCUUCCUGUGAUUAUCUGGGUCACUCGUUAUCACGGACACGCACAAGUCGAGGUCGUCCGGUACCUUCAUGACCUCAGCCUCCAGCAGAAGACGAGCGGAGAGAUAUCAUCGCCACCGAUGCGUAGCGUAGGGUUCUUAAUGCCCUGCCAUUCCACCCCCGGACAGGCAUAUCUUCAUACCAAUCUAGGAGACGGAAAUAUUUGGAGUUUGAGCUGUGAACCGCCUUUGGGACUCGUCGGUGAAGCGUUAUCGAGCUAUAAGGACCAGACGGACGUGUUUUACGAGUCUCCUGUCGAGUAUCUCAAUACUCGCUUUCCGCCUGUGGUCGACCCUACCUUUCCAGCUAGUCAAAACGUCUCGCUAGCCACCGAAGUGGAUCAGCGAUACCCUUGGUCCCAUGUGUGGCCCUCACAUCUGGCGUUCUUUGGAUCCCUCCUAUCGGUCGAGUUGGAUCAGGCCUCCAUAGACAAUUUGAACGAUAGUAGAGGAAAUACAGGAAGAGAUCAGACGACCGUGGAGGGCGUGCUGCGGGAGAAGGGGUAUGUGGAGGUGUGGUCUCAAGAGGGUGGGUGGCGUGGAUGGGAGAUUGAGGACGAUGGGAGACGGCGGGGUGGUGUCAGAGUGUGGGCAUGGAGUCCAUCACUUACGUCGAAACCGCCAUAAAUCAGAAGCAGGGAGCGCACAGUCAGGUUCCCUCUUGUGGCUUAUGCAUUUCAAUACAUCGCAGCGAUAGCGCAUGUUAUUAUGUUUCACGGUGUGUAUAUUG